UUCGGUUCUUUUUGUUUUUCGGUUUCAAUUUUUUGAACCCACCGCUAUAUAUGUGUUUUUGAACAAUGGGCCAGUAACGUUUUUCAAUUUCGUCUCAGCCUGGCGAGAAUCGAACCUAAACACUGCCACCCCCUCCCCAGUCCGUCAAUCCCCAUACUAGCCGCCACCCCCGGCCUUCUGCAUACCAGGCUCCAUCAUCACCCACCAACCCAUCUCUCUGCGGGAAUUAGAAACGACCAAAAUCAUCAGAGGAACGAGCCCUCAUACCAAUCGGUUGACCAUGUCCAUGGAAGUCGCGGACAGAGACCCCAUCACCAACCUACAGUCCCUGGUCGACUCCCUCAAGCACAGAGUUCAGGAAUUAGAGGUUGUGAAUGCCAAAUUGUCAUCUCAACUUGCAAAUUGUUGCUGUCAUGAGAAAGAGAAAAAGCCUGAUGGUUCUGUAAGUUUUGAUAGUUCAGUUGAGAAAAGCAGGAAAUCAAACUCUGGAAGUAAGAAGACCACCAUUGAGAAAGUAAAAGAGACAGUGCCAGGUCAUAUCACAAGGAUCAUUAAUCACCUCCCUAAGAGAUAUGUUGCUCUGAAAGUCAUGUAUUUUGGGCAGAGGUUUUAUGGUUUUGCUUCAGAGGCACAAAUGGAUCCAACCAUUGAGGUAUUAAUUUUUAAAGCCCUUGAGAAGACAAGACUUUUAGUUGAUGACAAGAAGGAAUCACAAUACUCAAGAUGUGGUAGAACCGACAAGGGAGUAUCUGCUGUUGGGCAAGUUAUCGCUCUCUAUUUACGAUCAAACCUCAAGGAAACAUGUGAGAAUAAUGAAGAUUCCAACAAAAUCGUUUACAAUGAGCAAUAUGAAGGUGAAAUUGAUUACGUGAGGGUGUUGAAUCGGGCCCUUCCAGAGGAUAUUCGAGUUUUUGGCUGGUGUCCUGUUCCAUUGGAUUUCAAUGCCAGGUUUAGCUGUUUAGGGAGGGAGUACUAUUAUUUAUUUUGGGGGCAAAAUCUGAAUCUCUUGGCUAUGGAGAGUGCUGGUAGGAAAUUUGUUGGUGAACACGACUUCAGAAACUUUUGUAAAAUGGAUGCACUAAAUGUACACAACUAUAGGCGAAAAAUCACUUCAUUUGCAGUCUCUCCUUGUGAUGUGAGGUUUGACGAGAACCAGCUUUGGGCGAUUAAAAUUAAAGGUAGUGCUUUCCUCUGGCACCAGGUCAGAUGCAUGGUUGCUGUGCUAUUCUUGAUCGGCCAAGGUCAUGAAUCUCCUGAUGUGGUUGAUGCAUUACUGGAUACGAGCAGAACCCCAAGAAAACCUCAAUACACCAUGGCCCCAGAGAUCCCAUUGGUUCUUCAGUCCUGUGAAUUUGAGGGUCUCAAGUUCACUUGUUCUUCAGAUGCUGGGCAAGCGUUGCGUGUACACUUGGCAAAAGAAUGCCAAAGUUAUCAUCUCCAAGCUGCAAUCUUCCACGAGGCUCUUCGGAGCUGCUUGCCAAUAGAAAAAGAUCAGAGUUCCUUGGAAAAUAGAACAAUCAAGAAGAAAUGUGCCCAUGUCCCUCUAGUGUCGCGGCCAACUGAGCCAUCGUAUGACGAGAGACGUGCCAAAUUAAACUCCAAGGCGUAGAGACUGAAGAGCUUAAUGAUAUUGUUAUCUUGGAGAUUAACAAACUAGACAUUGUAUUAGUAUGUUCUAUUAGUAAAUUAAUUGUUUCGUUGCAAAAUGUUGUUCAACGAUUUUUCUUAUCGAUGUAUAAUUUCUCACAAUUGGUUUUUUCUAUUUUUCUGUUAUCGUAAAACUGAAAAACUUGUAGUUUUCAGCUUUUAGUUUUCAAAAAGGUGACAAUAAAAA
Molecule: messenger RNA, 1834 nt
Organism: Malus domestica (apple)
Lineage: Eukaryota; Viridiplantae; Streptophyta; Magnoliopsida; Rosales; Rosaceae
Source: RefSeq, a predicted model, not a curated record